This is a messenger RNA of Vanderwaltozyma polyspora DSM 70294, 4257 nucleotides long. It is a transcript of the gene MMS1, whose product is annotated as Mms1p. The record is from RefSeq and is a predicted model, not a curated record. Lineage: Eukaryota; Fungi; Ascomycota; Saccharomycetes; Saccharomycetales; Saccharomycetaceae. The coding region runs from base 1 to 4257 and encodes 1418 amino acids. The transcript has a single exon.
AUGAAUAUAUUAACAAGUCCAGAUAAUAUAAAUGACUUUAAUGUGGAGAAAUUUGUUGAGAAAAGAUGGUUAUCUGAUAUAAGGGAAUUGGAUUUAGAAACGAAUAAGUGGGAAAUAUUGAAAAGUCCAUCUUUUAAAAAUAAAAAGAAGUUGUUUGAAAAUAUAUAUCCACAUUUCGAUUUUAUAGAAAAGAGAGAUGGUAGAAUACCUCGAUUCUGUUUACGUAUGAGAGUCACGAAGAGCAAGACAAAACACCAAGAAUUACUAAAUGGAUUGAGGACUAGAAUAGGUAAAACAGAACCUGAAUAUUAUUCAAAAAACAAGGCCAGGGUGUCUGAUAUUUUUGGCUUACAAAGGGACUCUGAAACAUUGGAUGACUCAGAAAUUGAUAUGCUCAUGCAAAGAAAAAGUAGACCCAUAGAAGAAGAACUACUAGGUCAAAAUCAAGAAGAUAAAAAGAUUGAAAGCGGUCCAUACUCUCCUUUAAUGGAAACAGAUGAUGAAAGUUUUGAGGAAGAUACAGAACAAGAAUUAGAUGGUUUUAAAGAAACUUACUUACUAGUAUCGGAGAAUUCUAUAUUUGAAGUAGGAAGUUUAAAAAUGCAACUUUUUAAGUAUGGCAUCAAUGACUGUAAAAUAUAUGAAAACGCAUUUGAUCAAAACCUAAAUAAUGGUAUAUUAGUAUUGGAAAAUAAUGGCAUUUUACUAAAUUUGAUUCCUAAUUCAGACGAUCUGAGUAAAUUAAUAUUAUUACAAUAUUGGACAUUAGGUAAUGGCUGUUUGAGUAAUUCUAAAUGGACUUUGGUUUUGAAUGAUUUCGAUAAUUCACAAUUCAUUGCCGUGAAUAAGGAAUUAGGGAAACUAAAAUUCUUCCAAUUCAAAAAUGAAUUAAAUUUUCAAUUGGUGAAUAACUUGGAUUUGGAGAAUACAAAAAUAAUAGAUUGUGUAUUUUUACAAAAUAUUACACUGCACUCAGAGAAAAAACAUUACAUAGUAUUCGCACCAAUGAUUCGAUUUGGGAGAAUAGCUUAUAUUUGCAUAGAGUGGGAUAGUUCAGAACCAAAAUCGAAAUCUGUUCAUCAAUUAACGUUACUGAAUACUAACGAACCUCUCAAAUGUAUCCCAAUUGGAUCUAAUAAUGUAUUGGUCUAUUCGGUUGAUUCAAUCUCUUUAGUGUCUGCAAAUCAGAUUAUGUCAGGUGAAACUUCCUUUGAGAAUUUUAGAUAUAAGCAGCUACGUGGCUUGAAAUCAUUCUUUCAAGCGCCACUCUUAGUAAAUAAAUUGAAAAUUAUUGAUGAAUCAAGAUUUGAGAAUGCAGAAUACUGUACAUUGAUGUUUACUGGAUCAGGAAACAUAUGCAUGGCUGUCAUGUUUCCCGAUAACUUAGUCAAGUUCUUUUACUUAACAAAAUUUAAAGGGCUUCUAAAUGUUUGUCCAGUUAAAUCAGAAAUCAAUUUAAAUCCAGAAUCCAAUUUUUAUGAAAUUAUUGUCAUUAGUUUUGGUCGCACUUUGACUUUAACCGUUGAUUUGUCACAGUUGUAUGAACUAACGGAACAAAAAUUAAAUAGAUCGAAUAUGUCACUAAAUGGUAUAGUGAAAAAACACACUUUGGAUAGCUCUAGUGAAUUAAAUACAGAUUUAUUAUGUGUUCCCUCUAGAUCAAAUUUUAAGUGUUCUGAAUUAUGGUUAACCUCUUCAAUGGCAAUUUCCAACUUGAGUAUGAGAACUGGAAUAAGGAAAGUCCAUACUCAUUUUAAGCUCCAUCAAUUCCAAAUAUUUAAUCGAUUCUUUGUAAUCAAUCAUAAUAAUAUUCCCGAUGAUUUUAAAGAUAAAAUAUUUGAUAGCAUUACCAGUUUGGAAUAUAAAAAAAGUUGCUUAAUAGUAGCAACUGAUUCUAUUUCUGUUUCAAGAGCAUAUAUAUUAGAGAUUUCUAAUGAAAGGCCUCAGUUGAUAGAUAUGGAUGAUCUUCUAUGUGAAACGAGUUGUGGAACUCUAGCAUUUUAUUUCACUAAAGCUAGAAUGGUUCAAAUUUCUACAAAAGCAGUGUAUGUUGAUUCCUUAGAUGAAGAUGAUUUGACGAAAAAAUCGUUUUCCCCAUCAUGGGAAUUAGAAGGAACAACUUAUUGGGGAAAUGAAUGUAUUGUUUGGAAUAAGGAGAAGGAUCAAGUUUGGCAUAUCGAUGAUAUUGAAGAGUUAGGAGAUAAAAGUGAAUUUAAGGAGUUUGCCAAUUUAAAAAAUUUUACUAAAGCAGUUUUCCAGGAUUUUGUACUUUUAUCAGAGAAGUCUAUCGCAUUGAAAAUAAAUGAUCAUUUGUGUAUAGUGCGAUCAAAAAACCUUGAGGAGAUUAAAAAUAAUAAAAAUGAAGAUUUUUUUAAGGUAUUAAGUGAGGAUGGCACUAGAUUUGUGCAAUUGGAAUAUAAUAAAAUUUCUUAUCUCAUAGACGGACCUAAAGUCAUUUAUUUUAAGGAUAAUGAUAGCAUCGUAGUGUCGACCAAUUUAAAAUCAGAUUUCACUUAUACCUGGAAAGGACACGGAUUUGGAGUCAGUAAGAUUCGAAAAGUUAGUAAGAAUAACUAUCUGAUUUUUUCAUCUUCUAGAAUUGCAGUAGUAUAUCUUGAAAAUGAAGAAAAUUCAUACCAUUACGAAUUAAAAGUUCCUUAUUCAGGUAAGUUUAAUCCAAUAUUAGACAUAAGAGUCGAUGAUUCAUCAAAAAUGUUCUAUGUUCUUUUUGCUGACGGACUUCACGUUUUAGAUCCAGCAUAUUUUACCUUUAAUUUGUCCAAUUUUUUAUUAAAAUCUACAAGAAGCUUACUAAAGAAAUUUAUUUAUGUGGAAAAAAUGAACAGAUUGAUCGUUACAAAUAUCCAAUCCAAUGAGUGGGAUUGUGUGAAGCUUGCAGACGGUAAAAGUGUAUCUUUAGAUGCUACGGUAUUGAUGAAUAUAGGUGGUUCAAAACUUACCAAUGUAUUGGAAUUGCCUUCUCAAAAAGGUUCGAACACCAUUUUGCUUCUCGUUAGUUUUGAGUCUGCAAUAAAAUUAGUUAAACUCGAUCCAAGGCGUGGUGGGAUUGAUAUAACGGAGCUGAACUGUUACAGUUUUGAUCUAAAAAUCAAUAACAAGAUAAUUGUAAAACCAAAUGGAAAUAUUUAUAUUUUUGCCAAUGGCUCAUUUCCAAGUUAUGAUAGGAAUAUUUCUAAUGAUCCUUCAACUGUUGUAAUGGAUAAACUUUAUUGUUUCAAUGUUGUGGGUGAACAGUUUGUUCCUAUGAAGACAUUGGAAUUCAAUGGUAGUAGUUUGGUAACUGAUUUUGAUGUGUGUGGUGAAAAUAUUAUAUUUACUACGAGUAAGUGGAAUAAGUUGUAUGGCUUUAGAAAUUUUAGUAAAAGCUGUGCCUCUGGAGAGUUGGAGUUACUUGAAUUUAUAAUACCUCUGAGCUCAUAUAUUAUUAAAAUAAAAUCAAUUGAUGAAAAUUGUUUUGUUGUUGCUACGAGGUGUGAAGGUAGAUCUGAACAUGUGUCGGAACUUCUAUUUUUUGAUACAACUAUCUUUACAGAUGUGACACCUAAGGAAGAUUUAUCGCUAUACAAUGUUCAAAGAGAAGAUCGUCAGCAUAUAUUUGAUGCGCCAGAUAAACGCAUUUCGAAUGAGGAUGCUUCUUAUGUAGGUUAUGAGAGUGGUGAUAAUCCCAUUAAUAAUGACAAUGGUUAUCCAAUAGAUCUUUUUUCCGAAGAGCCGUAUUUCACUGACGAUGAAAUUGAUUGGGAAGGAUAUGAUUACAUUUCAGGAGGAGUGAGAAAUACGGGAGUAUCAUCAAGAAUUACUGAGGACAAUAGGCCCGAUACUAGUUCAUCAUAUCCUUUUUCAUAUGUUGAAGAGCUUGAGACCCCUAGUUUGAGCACUAAUUUGUGGAAUCAAGUAGAUAAGCUGCAUUUCGAAAAAAUAUUAAAAGACAGGAAAUAUAAGCAAUUUGAGGACAAAAUCCUUAAGGGUAAAGACUAUUAUAUGGUAGUUCCGAUAGAGAAAUUAGUCAAAAACCUUACUUAUGACAAGAAUGACGGGAACUUGUACGUUUUAACGCAAGAUCAAACGGUUUUCCAAUUCCAAAAAAACUGUCAGGCUACGAACUCAACGGUAAAGAAAUACUACAUACCUUCAUUUAAACAUAAUUUCUUCAGGAAUCAAAUCACAGAGUCUGGUUAUUGGCCAGUUUCCAAUCAAGGAAGUUUCGAAAAGGAUUCAGUGAACUAUACUCUCUAA